AUGUCGAGCCAGCCAAACCGCAACGGCGAAGGAAGCAGCGCCGGUGCCAGCGCAGAGCGGACGCUAGACGAUACAAUGAGGGCGCCCACAAGUACGACGCCAGAUGUCGUUGUUCUCGAGCACGCGCACAAUGAAAAGAAGGCAAAAGAUGCACCGAACUUGCGCGAGGACUUCUGGCUGUCGUCUUCGGAUGGGCGCUAUAAUUCACCCAUCAUUCCGCUUCGGGUCGGCCAGGCGCCCGACAUUGCGAUAUUCCAUGUCCACAAAGACGUCUUGCUCACGAGCGAGUAUUUCAGGAAGGCAUUGUGUGGAAGCUUCCGAGAAGCUGACGCACAGUCGAUGGAUCUUCCCGAAGAAGACCCUGCCAUCUUUCAUUUCGUCGUCGCGUUCCUGUAUCAGCAAACCUUCGUGCCCAUCCAAGCUGUCGCUUCGGUGUUGCGAUCAGAGACAGGAGGGGGUAAGGAGAGAGAUGAUGGGGUCCGUGGGUUUGAGGAGCUCUCGAGCUCAUCUGAUUCGGAAGAAAGCGCUGCUAGUGAGAACAGUGCCGCUCGAAGCCGUCGUCUGGCGCAGCGACGACAACGCCGGCAAGAGAGGCAGUGGGAACACGCACAGCAGAAGCACCCCGAAACACAUCGCCCAGGCUGUCGAUGUCCCCGGUGCAUCACCCCAGCAGGACCGCCAUGCUGGAACUGUGGUGUCAGUCGUGCGCGCCCUAUGCCCCCUCAUAUGAUGCCGCCUCCGCCACCGAUGAUGCCCGGCCCUCCCGUACCCCAGCCACACCGACGCCGCCGACGGAACCGUCAUCUCAUCCCUACACCUCCAGGCUCGACUCCUCAUGCGGCAAACGCUGACGGCCCUGCCCGAGGAGGCGCUCGGCGCGGUUCCAACCCUGCAGCUGCAGCAGCUGGCGAUAGCAUUGACGCGGCAAGCAAGGCGCAGGGUCGCAUCCAUGGCGAGGACAUGCGCACGUGGUUUCAAACGUACGCACUGAGCAUUGAGGUAUACAUCUGCGCCAAUAAAUUUCUGAUGAACGACUUCAAGGCUGCCAUCCGUCGCCGCUGCGUCGACAUGCUCGAAACGGCUGGCGGCGACGCCGCAACGCCUGAGGUCUUGCGUCUCUGCGCCGCGCUAUAUGCUGGAGUUCCUGAGUCAGACCUGCUGCUCAAGAUGGUCUUUGCGCGAAUCGGUUUCUUGCAGCCGCUCCUCUGGCAGAGGACGCCACAGGAAACGAGCGAGUUCCUCAUCGGCCACCCGGACGUCGCUGCGCUAGUGCUCAGGGAAGCGGCCCUGCGGAGGGAGGAAGACAUUGGGGGCCAGAGCCUGCCGAGCAUGGAGGUUGCGCCGCCACUGGGGCCGCCCCCUCCGCCGUUCGGGGGAGCAACAGUUGUGUAUCCCUAUGCCAGGGUCCAUCCUGGGCCGGCGAUAUGGGACUAG
Messenger RNA from Verticillium dahliae VdLs.17, 1434 nucleotides. RefSeq lists its product as uncharacterized. The record is from RefSeq and is a predicted model, not a curated record. Gene Ontology annotation, molecular function: protein binding. The coding region runs from base 1 to 1434 and encodes 477 amino acids. The transcript has a single exon. Lineage: Eukaryota; Fungi; Ascomycota; Sordariomycetes; Glomerellales; Plectosphaerellaceae.